Nelumbo nucifera (sacred lotus) is the source of this 1530-nucleotide messenger RNA. Its product is annotated as aquaporin PIP1-2. Gene Ontology annotation, molecular function: channel activity. The record is from RefSeq and is a predicted model, not a curated record. Gene Ontology annotation, biological process: transmembrane transport. Gene Ontology annotation, cellular component: membrane. NCBI's taxonomy places the organism in Eukaryota, Viridiplantae, Streptophyta, Magnoliopsida, Proteales, Nelumbonaceae.
UCUCCUUCACCCAGACCAUCUCCUACUUUUCAAUUUUCACUCACUGGAAGCUUGUAGAAGGAAGGAGGAGCUGUUUCUUAACUCCGAUCAGAGAAACCAAGAAAGCAAGAGGGAUGGAGGGCAAAGAAGAGGAUGUCCGAGUUGGAGCCAAUAAAUACUCUGAAAAGCAACCUAUCGGAACGGCUGCUCAGAGUGACGACAGGGACUACAAGGAGCCACCACCGGCGCCCUUGUUCGAGCCCGGCGAGCUCUCAUCAUGGUCCUUUUACAGGGCCGGCAUCGCCGAGUUCAUGGCCACUUUCCUUUUCUUGUACAUCACCAUCUUGACCGUGAUGGGUGUGUCGAGGUCGUCUAACAAGUGUGCUACAGUCGGAAUUCAGGGCAUCGCUUGGGCUUUUGGUGGCAUGAUCUUCGCUCUCGUCUACUGCACUGCUGGCAUCUCAGGGGGUCACAUAAACCCAGCGGUAACGUUUGGGCUACUGCUGGCAAGGAAGCUGUCAUUGACCAGGGCUCUGUUCUACAUGGUGAUGCAGUGCCUUGGUGCCAUCUGCGGUGCCGGUGUCGUCAAGGGAUUCCAGAAGACCCAGUACGAGAUGUUAGGUGGUGGUGCCAACGUCGUGGCUCAUGGCUACACUAAGGGCGACGGCCUUGGAGCCGAGAUCGUUGGUACAUUCGUCCUUGUCUAUACUGUCUUCUCCGCCACCGAUGCCAAGCGUAACGCCAGAGACUCCCAUGUCCCCAUAUUGGCACCGCUACCGAUUGGAUUUGCAGUGUUCCUGGUGCACUUGGCGACCAUCCCAAUCACGGGAACCGGUAUCAACCCGGCUAGGAGUCUGGGUGCUGCUAUCAUCUACGACAAGGCCCACGCUUGGCAUGACCACUGGAUCUUCUGGGUGGGACCUUUCAUUGGAGCGGCACUUGCAGCCUUAUACCAUCAGAUCGUGAUCAGGGCAAUUCCGUUCAGGACCAAGUGACGAUGCUUUAAUUCUUCAGAGAAGAUUGAAAUGGAGUGGUCUGUUAUCUGUUUUUGUUUGUUAAUGGGGUUUCAUUUGCACGUAUGAAGGUUUCUUUUUUGUUGUUUGGAUGUGUGUGUAUAAAGAAUUAAAGAGUAGUAGCGAGUGUCAGUAAUCGCAGGGUCUUCUUCUUCCUUGAUUGAAGGGUUGAACACAGAUGGUGGUAGGAGUACAAUGGAAAGUGGACUAGUGGAGUGGGUUGGUGGGGGGGCCCAAAGUGUGUUUGUUGAUUGCGCACUCUUUGUCCGGUCCAGACGUCCAGUGUGCCUUUUGUUUUGUGUAGUAGGUUUUAAGUAAAGGGAUGGGGGAGUGGUCAGUUGUUGGCGAAUGGCGAUUAUGAAGAAAUUGUACAGUGUAAGACUUUUAGAAAGUCCAGCGGUCCAAACUGUCUUUUUAUCUUCUUCUAAUAAGUUAUUUAUUAUUGUUGUUCUGGAUCAUGGGCUUUCUUUCAGUCAGAUACAACAGUUAAGUAUGCCCGCCCAGGCUUGGGCCAAAUAAAUUUUGAUUUUUGAGUUGA